AUGUUUCUCCUUCGCCCACACAUCGUAGAACACCAUCGCCACAGAUUCCAUCUCCCACGGGAACGUCCAGACGUCGACGCCACCGAAGACGCUAUAGGGAUCCGAAGUGGAUGCGUAGGUUGUCUCGUACCCCAAGCAACUCACCCCAUUGAUACCUCGCAGGCCUACUGCCGUUCUGCAGCAGCUUCGUUCUGCCCACAGACAUCCACUCACACUUUGCGUUAUCACAUUUAUAUUAUAACUGUUUACUUUCAGCAGCCUCCUCCUUUCUCGUGCUCAUGGACGCUCGAAGCUAUGUUCAGGCUAGCCACUUCCAUCUUGUUGCUUCGUCGCCCCUCACCCCGAGGAUGGGUUGCCGCGGUCCACUCUUGA
Messenger RNA from Cylicocyclus nassatus, 372 nucleotides. The record is from the annotation of a GenBank genome assembly. Lineage: Eukaryota; Metazoa; Nematoda; Chromadorea; Rhabditida; Strongylidae.